Spodoptera exigua (beet armyworm) is the source of this 2448-nucleotide messenger RNA. The record is from the annotation of a GenBank genome assembly. Lineage: Eukaryota; Metazoa; Arthropoda; Insecta; Lepidoptera; Noctuidae.
GCUGGAGCGGUGGCGGCGUAGCGGUGAGCCGGCACGCCGGUGGCCACGGUGAGACAGUGAGUGCCGCGCGCCCGCGGGGACGGUCGUGUCGCCCUGCGUUCUGAGCGCUCUCGUGUGUGUGACUUACGCGGUGCUUGUGUUACGUGCUCCUUCUACUAUAGUACGCAUAUUAUAGUAUUGUUCGAGUGACGCUUACUUCAAGCAUGCUGAUGGUACAAACCAAAACGCAACCGAUGAAAAGCAACAAGAUCAAAGGACCACCUCCAGUGCCUCCGCGGCCUAACCAGAGCGUGGUGGCGGAGGCACUGGCAAAAACGAGGAAGGCCGUCGCGGACUCAAAGGCUAGCUUUACGAAAUCACGCGCCUUCUCCAAGCAGGAGAACCACUAUACAUCCAGAUCCAAAACUUUGGAUAGAGCCAAUACUGUCAGUGAGUCAACAGUGUCGCCCAAACAAAACGGAUUAGCAAGAGUGAAGUCGUUCAUCAGAGACGUGAUUAGUGAUCGAAGCUCUUCUUCGGAUGAAAGAAAGUCCAGUGGUCAAAAUUCCAGACGAAGUUCCAGCGACAGUAGUUCUAUUCCAACACCGACAUCGAAUAAAAAAUCGAAUGAAUCGCUAAACUCUAAAGCAGUUAAAACUUGCAGACAAAUAUUAGUAAGAUCUCUCUCAACAUCGAAUAAGUUGGAUCAAGACUCAAAAUGCAAAGUAUCAAAAUCAUCUAGUUUCGCCGAAAAAACCCUACCUUUACGAAAAGCACCUCCGCCUCCGUUAUCUCCUAAACCUAAGUUAAAACCAAUAAAGCCUUUGCCUGUACAUAAAAGUCCUGUACAUAGCAGUAAAACUAAAAUCUCACCAGACAUAAGUCCUUACUCAUCUCCAAUAGAUGCGAGACCUCUACAAAGUCCUACGUCAGAAGCACCAUACGCGUCGGUUGAGGAAAUGCAAGAAUUUGACGAUAGGCUGAGAAACAGUCCGUCUAAACAAUUAAAUACUCCUAAGGAGAUACAAAAUGUUCCAGAAAGUCCAAAAGUCGAUGAAAAUGUAAACAAAAAUACCAACUCAUUGGAAAGAAAAACAUCGAGGGUGACAGAAAUGUUAAUUUCAGAGAUCAUUGCUAGUAGAAAUAACGACAAAGACGAAGCGCAUACAGUAAUAGAUAAAGGGAAAGAAAGCUUGAAGAUUAACGGUCACGAUACUCCAGACAUGGAAAAGAUGAAAGACAUGAACAACCACGAGAUGUUGAUAUACGAAUUGCAGACGAUGCGGUCACAAUCUAACGUGCCAGAAACAUUAGAUGCCCCGGAGUACGCAGAAACGAAUGGACACUGUGAUUCUGAGGACUCUGAACAAAACUACGCCAUGUCUUCAGUAACCAGCGGGAAUACGGACGAUGAUCAGGCUUACGCAUAUAUACUCGACGAUGACCUUAAGUCUAGACUUCGUAAGCAGUUCCGCGCAAUCAGCACCAUGUCUCUGCAAGGACUACCGCCUCUGCCAAAAAGUCUUAGUGGCUUCGCAGACGGUGAGCCGGACCUCCAAGAAACCCCAUCACCGCCAUCAGACAAACCACCCACAGAUCUCGACUCACAACUCGCUUAUCUCAAGAAAGAAAUGGCGAGUUUACGGCAGCUGGACCUGUCCCUCCUAUCCGAGCUUUGGACGCUGAGCGAAGCCAUGGCGUCAUGGCGACGGCAGCUAGAGCGAGGACCACGCCUUCGACCCGCGCCGCCGCCCCCACCGCCGCCACACUACCUUCGAACAUGAACACCCCUUGACCAUUAAAUACACACAUUGACCACUCAUUCUUGCCCAUACACGUAAAGCUCUUAUAAAGUAAGGCUUUCCUAAUUUCGGAUGUAUCUAUCUGUUUUCGAGCUCAACCGAAAAGUUUCGAGAAGAAUCAGAUACCCAAGUUCUUGCUGCCAGAUUAUAAUGUUGCUCUAAAAAAUGAAACUCACUCCCGUUUUUAUAAAAAAAAGGGAGAAACUUUAUAUCUAUCGCAGAGUUUAUUGAGUUUCCCGAUGUGUGCCUGUGUGCGUACUAUGGUCACUAUGAAGUAUGUUAGUGUGUGUUAUUUAUACAGUCGAUAAGUUGUAAGAAACAUGUUCAGUGUCAUAAUAAUUGAACCAAGGACUGAUAUAGGUUCAAGCAAAGCUGGGUUGCCAGAUUAGAGACUAGGCUUUUUAGAUUAUAAUUUCUACCUGUCUAGCAGUGAAUUUCUUAGACAUUCGAAAUAAUCGCUGUACUCUGUAGCUCUAAUUAAAUAAGCAAAUUGAUAGCUCUUAAGCAAAGGGUUUAUAACAUUUUUAGUUGUUCGAUGUGGCAACCCCAGCCUCGACAUAAGGUGUGAUUCCACCAGUUUUUACCCUAACAAUGUGAAGUGAACAAUUUCAUUGUAUUUAUAUAGUUAUUAAUAAAUAAAAUCUUGUAAAUAAAAAAGUUGUCGUGA